GGGGCGGACGUAGCUCGUAGCACCUCGUAGCACCUCGUAGCAGCUCGUAGCUCGUAGCUCGUAGCACACCUACGCGGUAUGACCGGUCCUGCAGUACACGCGAGCAGACACAAACAAAAAGUGAUAUGAGUUGUGCGUCCGUCGGUUCAGUACUACGACUCUCGCUGCUGGUACUGACAUUUGUCGUAUCGUGCGCGUUCGUCGCCAGCGUGGUAUGGCUGCUGCGGACCAAAACCGCCGGACAAUAUGAGAACUACUACUUGUCGAGGAUUAAUAUAAGCGCCCGCAUCCAGGACAACUCCAGCACGCCGACGGUAUCCGACCACUACAAAGAUUUGAUCAAAAUCGAGAUAGCCAUGCGGCGCGUCGAGGAGAACAGCAGGCGGCUGAAGGAGUAUACGAAAUCGUUGUUGUGGGACAACAAGGACAAGUCGUUGUGGUGUGUUUUGUUCAAGGACAGUGUGGUUAAGACGAAAAAAGGCGGCAGGCAUAUGGUGGACGAGAACUAUAUACGGAGUCUCAGAGAGCAAAGGAUGAGGGACUCCGUGGUCCAUCUCCGGCACCACGGCGUCCACCAUCGUCGUCGGCCCGACGCCCUCCCCAACGUACCCUACAUAAAAUAGGCCGUCUAAAUAAAGCGGCGUUGUAAAGGAUGUAAAUAUAUUUUUAUAUAAGUGUACAGUGGAGCGUUCGUUGACUUCAGACAA
Molecule: messenger RNA, 707 nt
Organism: Aricia agestis (brown argus)
Lineage: Eukaryota; Metazoa; Arthropoda; Insecta; Lepidoptera; Lycaenidae
Exons: 1
Coding region: 126-623 (165 amino acids)
Source: RefSeq, a predicted model, not a curated record